Molecule: messenger RNA, 1917 nt
Organism: Recurvomyces mirabilis
Lineage: Eukaryota; Fungi; Ascomycota; Dothideomycetes; Mycosphaerellales; Teratosphaeriaceae
Exons: 6
Coding region: 1-1917 (638 amino acids)
Molecular function (GO): flavin adenine dinucleotide binding; oxidoreductase activity, acting on CH-OH group of donors
Source: RefSeq, a predicted model, not a curated record
AUGGGUAUCUACACUAAACUCCCGAAAGAGCUCGAUGAGGUGGACGUGAUCGUGGCAGGCGGUGGCCUUGCCGGCUGUGUUGUUGCUGGACGUCUGGCAGAAGCUGAUCCGGACCUCUCCAUCCUCGUCAUUGAACAAGGUCUGAACAGCUAUGGUGCACCUGAAGUCGUUCAUCCGGGCUUGUACCCACGCAACCUAUUCCCGAACAGCAAGUAUACGCUCUUCUGGCAAGGCAACGAGUCACCACAGCUUGCAGAUCGGAAGCCCAUUGUGCCAUCGGGUGGCACACUUGGAGGUGGUAGCGCCAUAAACUGGAUGGUUUACACGCGUGGCCAACGUUCAGACUACGAUUCAUGGAAUACUCCCGGAUGGGCAGCAGACGACAUGCUCCCUUUCAUGAAGAAGUUUGAGACGUAUCACGGAGUCGGCGACAAGGAGUGGCACGGCGACAAUGGGCCAGUCAAUAUCUCGAAAGGAACGCAUACUUGCAAGAAAGCCGAGCAGUCCUUCAUCGAUUCUGCUAAUGAGAUGGGCUACAACGAGCUCAAGGAUUUGCAGAACCUGGACGCCAACAAUGCUACUGAGCGCUGGCUCAAGUACAUCGGCCCUAACGGCCGACGCCAAGAUGCUGCGCACCGAUAUAUUCAUCCUAAGCUCCAGAGCGGUGAUUACCCAAAUCUCCACGUAGCUUGUGAGAAACAGGUCAUCAGAGUGCUCUUCGACGACGAUAAGAAGGCUGUUGGCGUGGAGUAUCAGACGAACCCGAAGUUUCUCCCCAACCCAGAAUUCAUGACCGCCAAGCAGACUCCACGAACAGUCAAGGCUCGCAAGAUGGUUGUGCUGUCUGCGGGUGCCAAUGCUACGCCACUCAUCUUGGAGCGAUCUGGCGUUGGCAAUAAAGAGAUCCUCGACCGAGCAGGUGUUCCACUUGUGGAGGAGCUACCUGGAGUGGGUCAUGACUAUCAGGACCAUCAUCUGACGCUGUAUGCGUACCGCACGAGUUUGAGCUCGAAAGACACGAUCAAUGCUCUGUCGGAUGGCAGGAUGGAUAUCGCAGAAGCCAUCAAGAAUACGGACGAGCGUCUUGGCACUAAUGCAAUGGAUGCUUCCGGCAAGUUCAGACCUACUGAGGAGGAAGUGGAUGCUCUCGGUCCUGAGUUCAGAAAAGCUUGGGAUCGUGAGUUCAAGGACCGACCAGACAGGCCACUCAUGAUCAUUGCUCUCUACCUUUGCUACUACGGAGACCACUCUAUGCUUCCCGAUGAUGCCGAGUAUGUCUCUAUGGCCAACUGGACGGCAUACCCCUUCUCCCGUGGCCACAUCCACAUCACGUCCAAGGAUGUAAACAGUCCUGUUGACUUCGAUGUCGGCUAUCUCAAGGACGAAGACGAUAACGACCUGAAGAAGCAUAUUUGGGCUUACAAGCUUCAACGUGAGAUGUGGCGCCGCAUGGACAUCUUCAGGGGUGAGUUGGCUUCCAGUCACCCACGUUUCCCCGAGGGAAGCAAAGCAGCUGUAGUCGAGAAGGCGGAUGGGCCUAUCAGCAAGGGCAAGGACAGGAUCGAGUACACCGCGGAAGACGACAAAGCGAUCGAGCAGAAGGUCCGCGAAAUUGUGUCGACGACCUGGCAUUCACUUGGUACGGCCAAGAUGGCUCCCCGUGAGAAGAAGGGCGUCGAUGAUGCUUCAUGUGGCGUUCAUGGUACAAAGAACUUGAAGCUCGCCGACUUGAGCAUACCUCCUGAGAAUGUGGGUGCGAACACGGGCGGUUGCGCGUUUGUUGUUGGCGAGAGGGCCGCAGAUAUUUUCAUCAAGGAGCUUGGCUUGGAAGGCAAUGCUGAGAAGAGGCGGGAUUCUGGGAACGCGAGACAGGACUCCGCUACCGGCGAGAGACCAAAUGUCGUUCCUGUCAACUAG